AUGGGCCCCAAUGUUGGAAAUGGCUUCGGCGGCAUGGAGAUGGGGCCUGGGAUGCAGAAUAAUGGCCAAAACGUACCCCAAGCUACAGAAUACACGCUGCAGGGCGUGAUGCGGUUCCUGCAGACAGAAUGGCAUCGUCACGAGCGGGAUAGGAAUGCCUGGGAAAUCGAAAACCAGGAGAUGAGGUCCAGGAUAGCCCACCUCGAGGGCCAGGCACGACGCGCCGAUGCUACGCAAAAGGCUCUACGCAAAUACGUCGCCAUUCUCGAGCGCAAGAUCAAGGAUCAAGCUGCCCAACUCACAGGCACGAGCCCAGACGACGCCAAUGCCGAUGCCAAAAAGGAUCGUGCUGCCAAAAUUCAAGAAAAGCUACAUGGAAACGCUGAGAAACAGCCGGUUCCUGGCGUCGAAGGUGUAGAAAUGGAGCGUACCGAUGACGAAGCACACAGGCAGGAACUCAAGACUUUCCUGGACCAGUGUCAAUCUGAAUUCAUGUACCUCAUGAUUGCGCCAGCGAAUCCCCUCCCGCCGAGAGACUCUCCGCCCCUACCUAUGAUCGAGGACUUGCGCGAGGUUGACCCGUACGGGCUCGGUGCCCCCCAAGAAAUCCGACAAUUUCAACUACCGUCACGACCGUCCCAGAACCAUGUCCAAGAAACAAAUCCCAGGCAACACCCACCUACGAACACGACAGUCUCGAUGCAAGAUCCGCAAUCCAGCUACGGCCAGAAGGCCUCUGACGGCCAUCCGCAGGUUGUGGUCCGCGCAGAGGAGCAGCCGCAGUAUCGCAACGCCAACGACUGGUCCGCCCCCAUGUCUGUUUCUAUGAGAGCUGUCAAUGACAACAGUGUUGAUCCCUCACAAGCCGUAGAGGCUUUGGGCACAAUGCAAGACCCCGAGAGCCGAGAGCGAACGCCCGCACCACCCCAAGACUCUGAUGGGUGGGACUUUUCCGAAGGCACACUACCCGAAACUGCCCAGUCGCAGAGCCCUUCUACUUCGAACCGUCCGGACACAGACGUGUUCCCUCAUGCUGACUACAUGCCGAAAUCGCCUGGCCGCGUGCCUGGUAGCCAGCGCAGAAAGAGCUCCAUGUCGAAGCGCAGAAGCAGCGAUCAAGAUCUGAGUCUGGCUUCUCAAAAGGCAGACAGCGGCAACUUUAAACUGCGGUUCGGCUUGCGAGGCCACCUCAACACCGUGCGCACUGUUAUCUUCUCUGGUGGUGGCAGUCCGGGUGAGCCCGAGAUUUGCACAGCCGGUGAUGACGGCAUGAUUAAGCGAUUCCACAUCCCACGACUCGACGCCCAUUCUGGCAUGGGCAAUGCCGCAUCGGAUCUUGACGUAAUUGCAAACUUUACACAUCGCGGUCACAACGGUGCUGUUCUCUCUCUUACAUCGUGGUCCCCAGCACCCAACUUCUCUACAGGCGGGCGCGCUCAAGGCGACGGCUGGAUCUUUUCUGGUGGACAAGACUAUACCAUCCGUGUCUGGGAGCGCGGUCGGGUGGACCCCAAAGCGACCCUUGAGGGUCACACAGAUGCAGUGUGGGCUUUGUGCGUCCUGCCCACGACAUUGGGUGCCAUAUUCGGCAACUCGAGUCAGUAUGGCACUUCUGACCGCAUACUGCUUGUGUCCGGUGCUGCAGAUGGCUCCGUUCGCUUGUGGUCUGUGAGCGCUCCACCGCAGCUCAGCUCGCCGCAGCCGGGAUCCAACAGAGGCGUCGCCGGGCGCCGUGUGCGUGGCAACUCGAUGAGCUCGGGCAGCGGAUUCCCUAACUCGCCGCAAGCCAGCACGGCGUCCAACUCGCCCUUCCACCAGACGCUAGUGCACGUAAUAAACCGCUCCGACGGCUCCAGCGCCAGCCCGACGAGCAUUGCGCCGCUCGGCACUUCAGGAGACACGUUUGUCGUAUCCUACGCCGACGCCGCUGUGGUUGUCUACGACACGAGAACUGGUGAACAAGUGGGCCAAAUGGACAGCAUGGAGACAUACGACGGCACGCAAAAAACGAGCGUCAACGCGGUUGUCGCCACGACCAUUGGUCUGGACCAGGCAAACCAGCACCACGGCAGUAACAUUAAUGAAGAAGAGUCUGGCGGUGGUGGCGGACCUACAGGCGGGCGCUCCAUGGCCGGCAGCGGCGUUGAAGGCACCAUCAUUACAGGCCACGAGGACCGCUUUGUGCGCUUCUUUGAUGCCAACAGCGGCCAAUGUACGUACAACAUGCUCGCGCACCCCGACGCCAUUUCCAGCCUCUCGCUCAGCCCCGACGGGCGGGAGCUCGUCAGCGCGGGCCACGACGCGUCCCUGCGGUUCUGGAGCCUGGAGAAGCGCUCGUGCGUCCAGGAAAUCACGAGCCACCGCGUCAUGCGCGGCGAGGGCGUGUGCUCGUGCGUCUGGAGCCAGGACGGCAAAUGGGUCGUGAGCGGCGGCGGCGACGGCGUCGUCAAGGUUUUUGCGCGGUAA
Akanthomyces muscarius is the source of this 2466-nucleotide messenger RNA. RefSeq lists its product as uncharacterized. Gene Ontology annotation, molecular function: protein binding. The coding region runs from base 1 to 2466 and encodes 821 amino acids. The transcript is spliced from 3 exons. Lineage: Eukaryota; Fungi; Ascomycota; Sordariomycetes; Hypocreales; Cordycipitaceae. The record is from RefSeq and is a predicted model, not a curated record.